AUGGACGACGACGGGCCCACUUCUUUCCUGACCUUGAGACGAAUCAACCCCAGAGCACCUGUGUUCAAGCAGAAACUGCACGUGUGCACCACGAUUUCGACUGGCCAUCAGACAGCUCGGCAGCACACCAUGCCUGAGUCCUCACCUGCGCCCCAUGCAUCGCGCAUCGCCAUCAAGUUUGGGUCGACGCCAGCCGCCGCAGCCUCAAGAUCUGCAGGCACACUUCAGAAGACGAAGCCGCCAUCGACGCUAGGCAAACGACCGCGACCACAUGCCCUCGGAGGAGAGUCCGAAUCUGAGGACGACGACGGCCUAGGGAAGCAUGAGGCUGUCACAAGCUUCGGGGCACAUGGCGCAGAACAUAAGGACAAGUCGGGGCUCGGCAGAGCAGGAAAAUCGGCGACAGCGAACUCCCAGGCACCACUUGUAAUCGGCGGACACAAGAAUCGAGAUUGGAAGGCGGAGGCUCGGUCGCGCAACACGACAGUGACAACCAGCCCGGCGCAGUCUGCUGAUGCGCCAGGCAGCGCCGUGCAGGACAAAGAACUGCCAGACCACGAAAAAGACAUACAAUGGGGCCUAAGCGUGUCCAAGAAGGACCAUGCCGCCGCCACAACGGGUGACUCGGUCUCACUUGACGCCGACGUCUCAACGAAAGAGUCACCAAAUGACCAAGUUCCUACAGAUGAGAACCAGGAUGCUAUCGAUGCUCUGAUGGGGAAGCGACGCAAAAUCGGACAAGAUAUUGUCAUUCCGAGCGACAAAUCAGAAACACUGAUAUCUGCUCCCGUGAGCGAGGAUGAUUCCUACCGUCGUGCCAUCGAAGCAGCCGCAGAAGUCUCCACCAUAGACGAGUACGACCGAAUACCCGACGGAGAGUUUGGCGCGGCAAUGUUACGCGGUAUGGGUUGGAAGGGAGAAGAGAGAGCUCCCAAGGCCAAGGAAGUCAAGCGCAGGACACAAUAUAUGGGGCUCGGGGCCAAGGAAGACCAGGAAAUCAAACAGGCAGAAACGGCCAAACGACACGGAUAUCGAGAACGCCGCCCUCGCCUCGAAGAAUACCGAAGCACCAAGGACAAGGAAAGACAAGACAGGGGCGACCGCCACCGCGAUAGCUACAAGUCGGAGCGUGAUCGUGAACGGCACAGAGACGGCUACGACCGUCGGGGUGGCGAUCGCAAUCGCGACCGUGACAGGCACCGGCAUGAUGAGCAGCGAAGCCGGCGAUGA
Microdochium trichocladiopsis is the source of this 1230-nucleotide messenger RNA. Its product is annotated as DExH-box splicing factor binding site-domain-containing protein. Bases 1 to 1230 code for a protein of 409 amino acids. Gene Ontology annotation, biological process: mRNA splicing, via spliceosome. The record is from RefSeq and is a predicted model, not a curated record. NCBI's taxonomy places the organism in Eukaryota, Fungi, Ascomycota, Sordariomycetes, Xylariales, Microdochiaceae. Gene Ontology annotation, cellular component: spliceosomal complex. The transcript has 2 exons.